This is a messenger RNA of Ziziphus jujuba (common jujube), 2083 nucleotides long. RefSeq names its product protein trichome birefringence-like 42. Gene Ontology annotation, molecular function: O-acetyltransferase activity. The coding region runs from base 396 to 1475 and encodes 359 amino acids. NCBI's taxonomy places the organism in Eukaryota, Viridiplantae, Streptophyta, Magnoliopsida, Rosales, Rhamnaceae. The transcript is spliced from 5 exons. The record is from RefSeq and is a predicted model, not a curated record. Gene Ontology annotation, cellular component: Golgi apparatus.
AAAAUUACCAAUUCAACAAAUUCUCUUUCUGUUUCUUUUAUUUUAUUUUUUUUCUUCUGGGUGGAAAAAUUCAAUAUUAUUCAUAAACAUAUACAUAAACAAUCGUUCAUUUUCUUCUUCCAUACUUCAUACCAGCACAUUGCUGAAUUUAACAUGUCUUUGAUUUUGCGCUAUCAUUGAGUAAUUUUCUUAUUUUUCUUUUUGGUAAUUGAGUAAAGUUAUUUCUUAUAAAGUUACAAGUAAUAUCAGAGACAUAAAUAAAUAUAUCUUACAAAAAUACAUAUACAUAGACACACAUCAAUAUUCCUGUAUUUCCCUUAUGAAUUUUGAGUAGUGGGAUUAUUAAGUUCCCAGGUUGUAAUAAUUAUCAGUUUGUGGUUGUGCAGGAUAUAGAUAUGGAUGGGAGGGCUUUCAUUUGGGUGGGUGUUUUAUGCAUAGCGUCAACAAUCUUAGGCUACCGAGGAGUGGAGGAAAAAGUAGAUGUUGGUGAAGAAGGAUAUAAAUCAAACGGCUGUGAUUAUUUUGAAGGGAGUUGGGUUUACAGCAAUUCAUACCCUCUAUAUGCAGCAGGCGAUUGUCCUUUCAUAGGUUUCAAUUGCUUAGACAAUGGCAGACCUGACCAAGAUUACCUCAAGUAUAAAUGGAAGCCCACUGCCUGUGACCUUCCUAGGUUUAAUGGUGAGGAUUUCUUGGAGAGAAACAGAGGAAAAAGUAUAAUGUUUGUUGGGGACUCUCUAAGUAAUAAUAUGUGGCAGUCACUAACAUGCAUGCUUCAUACAGCAGUCCCAAAUUCUAAUUUCUCAUUAACUCAAACAGGAAAGCUCUCCACAUUUUCAUUUCCGGAAUUUGGAGUCUCAAUUAUGUUUCUGCAAAAUGGGUUUCUUGUGGACUUGGCUUAUGAGAAAAUUGGCAAAGUCCUAAAGCUCGAUUCUAUCAGCAGUGGCGACCAAUGGAAAGCAGACACGUUGAUCUUCAACACCUAUCAUUGGUGGAUUCAUACAGGGCGUUUUAAAACAUGGGAUUACUUUCAAGUAGGAAACAAGAUAGUGGAAGAAAUGGAUCGUAUGGAGGCUUUCAAGAUAGCAAUAACAACUUGGUCUAAAUGGGUUGAUUCUAAUGUUGAUACUUCGAAGACUAAAGUCUUUUACCAAGGAGUUUCUGCAUUUCAUUUCAAUGGCAGAGAUUGGGGUGAACCAGAGGCAAAGAAUUGUCAAGGACAAACCCAACCAGUGGAAGGAUCAGAGUAUCCAGGGCCUAGUAAUCCAGGAGAAGCCAUUGUAAAGGAUGUAGUAAGUUCCAUGGAGAAGAAGGUGUAUUUGCUUGACAUCACUUUGCUUACACAACUAAGAAAAGAUGGCCAUCCUUCUAUUUAUGCUGGCCAAGGAAGCAAGCUUGUGGACUGCAGUCACUGGUGUCUUGCGGGGGUUCCUGAUUCUUGGAAUGAAAUUCUAUAUGCCCUUUUGCUCCAAAAUUAGAAUUCUUUUCCUUUUUUUAUUUAAGUUUGAUGUAUUAAAAGAAAAAUCAAUAAAAUAAAAAUUUGACCAAGAGUAUCUUCCGCUUUUACUGCAUUUCAAUUUCUAGUUCUUAUCUUCGACCCUAGUGUCAUGCCCCUUUUCUUUUCCAACCAUGUAAAUCAUGUACAAUUCAUGAUUUAGUUUAUGUAAAAUUUGAAAGAGACUUUUCACUUUUUCUGUAAAAAUAGUAUGUAGUGGAAUACAUGUAUUGAUAUAAAAUAAUUUUUAUAAAAUACAUGUCAAAUGUCAAUCAUGGUGUAACACUGAUUGCAUAUUCCAUGUUAAGCAAUUGAAACCUACAAAAUAAACUUCUUCAUCAGAUUUCAACACCAUACCAUGAAGGGAAAGAACUAGAUUGAUACAAAAAUUACAGAAAGGACAUCUAUAAACAAAAACACAGAGAAUAAAACAACAGGCUUCCACGCCAAUAAGCUGAAACAUGAAAAUCAGAACCCUAGAAACCAAAAACUAUGAUGGUCUUGUAACCAUGGUCUAAGGACAGUCUCCUCAACAAAUUUUGUGCUGCAUUUGCUGCUUUAUCUUUCCUUCUUUAUUCUUUUGUCCCUUAU